AUGUCGAAGAGUUCUGGAGGGGACCGAUGGCUAAGUGAGCUCGGCUACAAGCUGGGUCAAACCCUGGGUGAGGGGAGCUAUUCCAAGGUGAGGGUAGCUACCUCCGCCAAGUACAAAGGGCCGCUAGCCAUCAAGGUGGUAGACCGACGCCGGGCGCCACCUGACUUUGUACACAAGUUCCUCCCGCGAGAGCUCUCCAUCUUACGGGCUAUUCGUCAUCCCAACAUUGUACGCGUCUUUGAGUUCAUUGAAGUCUGCAACGGGAAACUGUACAUUGUGAUGGAAGCCGCUUCCACCGACCUGCUCCAACUGGUGCAACAGCUAGGAAAGCUCCCCUGCGUCCCAGAAGCCCGGGACAUCUUUGCCCAGGUGGUGGCUGCCGUGCGCUACUUGCAUGACCGGAAUCUGGUGCACCGGGACCUCAAGUGUGAGAAUGUGCUGCUCACAGCGGAUGGCCGCCGAGCCAAGUUGACUGACUUUGGCUUUGGCAGGGAGUCCCGUGGCUACCCGGAUUUGAGCACCACUUACUGUGGAUCAGCUGCCUAUGCUUCCCCCGAGGUGCUGCUGGGCAUUCCCUAUGACCCCAAGAAGUACGAUGUGUGGAGCUUGGGCGUAGUGCUUUACGUGAUGGUUACUGGCUGCAUGCCCUUUGAUGACACUCACAUCCACAGUAUGCCCCGCCGGCAAAAGAAGGGGGUCUUCUAUCCAGAGGGCCUCCCACCAUUACCUGAUCCCUGCAAAUCCCUUAUUGCCCAGCUGCUUCAGUUCAGUCCCGCCUCCCGUCCUGGAGUGGGGCAGGUGGCCAAAAACAGCUGGCUGAAAGGGGGAAUCUUAAACAAAGACACCUCUUCCAGAUAG
Molecule: messenger RNA, 858 nt
Organism: Elgaria multicarinata webbii
Lineage: Eukaryota; Metazoa; Chordata; Lepidosauria; Squamata; Anguidae
Product: testis-specific serine/threonine-protein kinase 6-like
Exons: 1
Coding region: 1-858 (285 amino acids)
Biological process (GO): intracellular signal transduction; protein phosphorylation
Cellular component (GO): cytoplasm
Molecular function (GO): protein serine/threonine kinase activity; ATP binding
Source: RefSeq, a predicted model, not a curated record